AUGGUGGGAGUCAAGACCCAAGGCGAAGAUAUCCUCGAGUAUGGUCGAGGAUAUUCGGAGGAUGUGGAUAUCAUCAGAGAGCGGGAGUAUCCGCAGCUCAAAGAUACAACAUACCUUGAUCAUGCGGGAACCACCCUAUACGCAAAGUCACUGAUCGAAGCAUUCUCCCGAGACCUGACCUCGAACCUCUUCGGGAACCCCCAUUCCAUGUCCGCAUCGUCACAGCUGUCCACCCGGCGUGUGGAUGAUGUACGUCUGCGGGCCCUUCGUUUCUUUAAAGCGGACCCGGACGAUUUUGAUCUGGUGUUCGUGGCCAACGCCACGGCGGCCAUCAAGCUAGUCGCGGACGCGAUGCGGGAUUCAAGACAAGGGUUCUGGUAUGGGUACCAUGUGGAUGCCCAUACCAGUCUUGUCGGGGCCCGGGAACUUGCAGCCAAGGGUAAUCGGUGUUUCUCGUCGGAUGAGGAAGUGGAGGGCUGGAUCCAGUCCCUGCGCGAGGCGGGUCCGGAAUCGCUCAAUCUGUUUGCGUAUCCGGCACAGUCCAAUCUGAACGGGCGCCGUCUGCCUCUGUCAUGGUGCGAAACGAUUCGCAGGCGGAGCGAGGCUGCGGGGGGGAACACCUACACUCUGCUUGAUGCGGCGUCUCUGGUUUCGACCUCUCCGUUAGAUUUGAGUGAUGCAGCCGCCGCGCCUGACUUCACUGUGCUCAGUUUUUACAAGAUCUUCGGCUUCCCGGAUCUGGGUGCGCUGAUUGUUCGGAAAAGCGCCGGGCAUAUUUUCGAGCAGCGCCGGUUUUUUGGAGGAGGGACGGUAGAUAUGGUCCUGACUCGGGAGAUGCAGUGGCAUGCAAAGAAGCAGUCGUCAAUCCAUGAUCGGUUGGAAGAUGGGACUCUUCCGUUCCACAGUAUCAUUGCCCUGGACUCGGCAUUCGCGACCCACCGGCGUCUUUUUGGUUCCAUGGAGAAUGUCUCGUCUCACACACGGUUCCUGGCAAAGCGUCUGUAUGACAAGUUAGCCGCUUUGAAACAUUCCAACGGGGAGAGAGUCUGUCAGCUAUAUACAAACCCGUUCUCAGACUACAACAAGGCUGCCUCGCAGGGUCCAAUCAUUGCCUUCAACCUGCGCAAUAGCCACGGAGCAUGGAUUGGGAAGUCGGAAGUCGAACGCCUUGCAACUGUCAAGAAUAUUCAAUUCAGAUCCGGCUCCCUUUGCAACCCAGGAGGAACAUCAGGGAGCCUGGGAUGGACAGGCGCCGACUUGCUUCAGCAGUUCUCGGCCGGUUUGCGAUGUGGAGAUGAUCACGACGUCAUGGAUGGGCGGCCGACGGGCGUUUUGAGACUCAGCCUGGGAGCAAUGACCAAUCUGGCGGAUAUCAACACCGUUAUUCAAUUUGUCGAGGAGUUCUAUGUCGAGCGGGCGGCGGCUGUGGAAUCUCUGAUUACCCCCGUUCCAAGCAUUCCCGUUCAACAACCUCGCUUCUAUAUUGAAAGUCUUUCCGUAUACCCGAUCAAGAGCUGCGGAGCAUUCAGGGUCCCUGAUGGGAAGCGCUGGGAGAUCAGAAGGGAGGGCCUCGCUUGGGAUCGAGAAUGGUGUCUUGUCCACCAGGGCACAGGUGCUACUCUGAACCAAAAAAAAUAUCCUCGCAUGGCGCUUAUCCGGCCGUUUGUCGACUUGGAUCGCAACGUACUCCGCAUCACCUGCGGAGAGUUGACCUCUUCAGACCAGCAAGUGUUGGAAGUCUCUCUAGACCGUGAAGACACAAACUUGGUAUCGACAUCGAUAUGCCAGCGGUCAUCAAAAUCCUCCACUGUCUGCGGUGACCAAGUGGUCGUACAGGCAUAUUCAUCUCCCUCGGUGUCAAGGUUCUUCUCUGAGUUUCUCGGGGUACCGUGCACUCUCGCACGUUUCCCGCCGCAGUCUUCAUCCAGAUUCUCCCCGCCCAAGAGGCCUUCUGGGGCCUGGAAACAGUAUCUGAGGAAGUUUGUGAUGCCCGGUUCCUUUCCACAGGAUUCAUCUCCGUCUAGCGCCCCCGAACGAAACCCCAUCCUUCUAUCCAACGAGAGCCCGAUCCUGCUCAUCUCGCGCUCGUCGGUCAACUACCUGAACGAGAAUAUCAAAGCCAACCAGAAGAAGAAGAAGCGAGCGGAAGGUAGCAGUAGCAGCAGAGCCGUGGCCGCAGACGUCUUCCGCGCCAAUAUCGUCGUCGCGGAGAGCUUCACCCAGCUGCCCCGGGUGGAGUCGCCAUACGUCGAGGACCACUGGGAGUCACUGAAGAUCGGGCCCGAACAUCUUCAGCUCGAUGUCCUUGGGGCAUGUCAACGGUGCUCGAUGGUAUGCAUUGACCAAUUCACGGGUGUGCGCCGCGACGAGCCUUUCUCGACGCUGGCGAAGACUAGGAAGAUCAAUGGCAAGAUUGUGUUCGGGAGACAUGCCUCUCUGGCUUCAUCUGAGGUUACACGGGACGAGCAUGAUACAACAGAGCGCUGGACGCUCAUGGUUGGUGAUACGGUUACGCCAUCUUAUACGCAUGAGGAAUGA
Messenger RNA from Aspergillus clavatus NRRL 1, 2538 nucleotides. RefSeq names its product putative molybdenum cofactor sulfurase protein (HxB) (gene hxB). Lineage: Eukaryota; Fungi; Ascomycota; Eurotiomycetes; Eurotiales; Aspergillaceae. The transcript has 2 exons. Bases 1 to 2538 code for a protein of 845 amino acids. The record is from RefSeq and is a predicted model, not a curated record. Gene Ontology annotation, molecular function: molybdenum ion binding; molybdenum cofactor sulfurtransferase activity; pyridoxal phosphate binding. Gene Ontology annotation, biological process: Mo-molybdopterin cofactor biosynthetic process.